This is a messenger RNA of Suillus subaureus, 2289 nucleotides long. RefSeq lists its product as uncharacterized. The transcript is spliced from 6 exons. The record is from RefSeq and is a predicted model, not a curated record. The coding region runs from base 1 to 2289 and encodes 762 amino acids. NCBI's taxonomy places the organism in Eukaryota, Fungi, Basidiomycota, Agaricomycetes, Boletales, Suillaceae.
AUGCUUGAUAGGCUGGAUGAUGAUCCAUAUGCAUAUCAGCGGAAAAUAAACCACUAUUACCCUUUCCAUGACGAAGGUGAAUGGGAGUUGGGAAAGUUCUUGGUUGAAAACCUCACCCAGACUCAAAUGAUUAAAUUUUUGAAGCUGAAAUGGUUUAACACUCAUGCAAGGCCGUCUUUCAAUACGAAGGACCAGCUAUUAGACUGGAUGGACUCACUCCCAUGUUUCAUGGAGUGGAAAGUCUCCAAAAUGGAAUUUUCAGGUUACAAGACAGUCCAUCCCAUUGAACUUAUUUGGCGCAAUGCACUAGAGGUCAUCAAACAACUCUUUAGUGAUCCCAUCUUCAUGAAUCAUAUGACAUAUACUCCGCACAUUGUCAAUGUUGGAAAUAAGCAUGAAUACGGAGAUUACAUGAGCGCUGAUAUGGCAUGGAGAAUCCAGGACCAUCUCCCUGUGGAUGCGACUCAAGUGCCAAUCAUACUGGGAUCUGAUAAAACUCAUGUAACACAAAUCACCAGAGGACUUGAAAUGCACCCAGUCUUCAUAACUAUCAGCAACAUCAAUUCGGAAGUUCGCUCCAAGGCAACCUUACGAGCUUGGCAAUGUAUUGCCUACAUGCCAAUUGCAAAGUUCCGCGUGCACUCAGACUAUCAAAGCAUUCUCCAGGUGCGGCUAUGGCAUAAAUGCAUGGACCUCGUGCUUGCUAACCUCAAGGCCACGGCAUUGGAUGGGUGUUUCAUGCCUGACUCCUCCCGAUACAUUUGUUAUGUGUUUACACCACUCAUAGCUCAUAUAUGUGACCUGCUGGAGGCUUCUAUGAUCGCUACAGUCACGAAAAAUGCAUCCCCUGUGACUAUGGCGGUGCAAGAGGAUUUUGGCGAUGGGACACUCCACCCCCCUCAUACUGGGGAGCAUACAUUGCGACAGCUUAUCGAAAUAUCCUGCAAGGUUGAUCCUUGGGAUCUUGAUAAGUUCCAGAAAGCAGCCAAGGCUGUCAACCUGUCUGGUGUUCACAUGCCAUACUGGCACAAUUGGAUCUAUGCAUGUCCAUCCAUCUUCCUCACUGGUGAAAUUCUGCAUACCUGCUUUAAAUUUUUUGCUGACCAUCCGCUCAAAUGGGUCAAAGAGGCUGUAGGAGCUUACGAGCUUGAUAACUGCUUCAUCAUCCAGCACAAACGAGUCGGUACACGCCACUUCACAAAAGGUAUCAUGCAGGUCAAGCAAAUGACGGGCCGUGCCACUUCACCCCAAUUCAUUCGCACAAUCCAUGCCAUUGUAGAAUUCAUUUACCUCGCACAGAAUCCAGUUCAUUCAUCUGAAACACUUCAGUCAAUGGAGCAGGCUCUUUCUGACUUCCACUUUUUCAAGGGCGCUAUUAUUGAGGCCAAAGCAAGGAAGGGGAAGGGGGGCAUCAAAGACAAUUUUUUCAUCCCCAAACUCGAACUACUACAAAGCUUCAAGGGUACAGUCCAGCGAUUAGGCACUUUGAUGCAGUUUUCAGCUGAUAUGACGGAGUGCUUGCUCAUCACCCACUGCAAGGAUCUUUUCCAACGGAUGGCCCAGCAGGGCAAAGAUUUUACGGAGCAGUGCAUGCAGAUUCUUAACCGCCAAGAAGCAAUGGAGAUAUUCGACCUGUACGCACUGUUGACUUCCCGUGGGGCGCCGUUGGUCAAUGCCAUGCAUGCCGAAGAGGAUGAGGUUGCGACUACUAACCCCACACUCUCGUGGGUUUCCCGAGUUCUCCCUGAUGAAGUCAAUGGUGAACAUACCCGCUGGGACCCCAAAUAUGGGCAUUAUCAGGCAUGGAACAAGUUUUGGCUCCAACUUCACUCAGCCUUCCAGCAACGUGUCAUCAUGCCAAGCAGGGUGGUUCAAGCAUACCUGCCAAGCAACGAUUUCCCCCUCGGCAACUGUGAUGCUGUUCUCAUUGAUGCCAUGGGCAUUAAUGGCAAAAUGAGUUCCAACCUGGAAUUGCCAUCAUAUCUCUCUGACCCACUUCUCUACAUCCAAUUCUUCCACUUCAUCUCCAGCCCUGACGAUCAUCCUGAACUCGCUAUGUGGACUAUGGAGCACGCAUACACGCAGGAUCAAGAUGGUAACAGGUAUAGGGAGGGGGCUGUCGUACGAGUGACAGAUGUAACACAUGCGGUUGAACUGAUACCAGUUUAUGGUGAGGCAGUGGCUGAUGGCGUGUCCUCUGCAACUUGCUUAGAACACUACGAACAUUUCUUUUUGAAUAGCUUCACAGACAAGGAGAGUUAUCACACAUUUAGUACCGACUUUGUAUAG